CAACAGACGUCAAUUCCGUCGGCAGAUAAAACACCGCUCUCUCUCAUCAUCGUUAUCGUUGUCUUCCAUAUCUGACAUCGUCUUUUUGUUUUUAUUAUUAUUAUUUUUUUCGUUGUGAUUAAAUUGUUCAUGUUUUUGUAUUAUAUUUGUGUAAGCAUUAAAGCCGCAAUCGUGAAAGCGUGAACAUGGCUGGUGAAAUUUGUUUCGCAAUAUUAACAAUAAGUGACACCUGUAGCCAGGACACCAGCAAAGACCGCAGUGGCCCUCGAUUGGUUGCGCUCAUACGUGAAGCAUUUCAAAAUGCACAUAUCCUAUCAGCUAUACUACCGGAUGAACGUGAGCAGAUCAGCGAUAAGUUACGUCAACUUGUUGCACAGCGAAAUCCCAGCGUUAGUGCCAUCAUAACCACAGGCGGCACUGGCUUUGCUCCACGUGACGUAACGCCGGAAGCAACUAAAUUUCUUCUUGACAAAGAAUGCCCACAACUGGCACAGUAUAUUGCGCAAGCGUCACUUCAGAUAACCAAAUUCGCCGCACUAACCCGUGGUGUUUGCGGUAUUGCCGGCAGCACGCUGAUACUCAAUUUUCCAGGCAGUGAAAAAGCAGUGACAGAAUGUUUUGAAGUGGUACGCGAUCUAUUGCCACAUGCGUUGCAAUUAAUAGGCAAUGAAUUGCCCUUAGUACGACGUGUACAUGCAGAGUUGCAAGCGACUGUUGGUAAUGCAUCGACAAGUGGGCACGUGUGCCCCCAUCAGACAGGAAAAGGUGAUGAUAGCGAUAGGAACUCGCCGUUUCCCAUGAUAUCUGUAGUUCAGGCUCUAGAGGUGAUCUUUCAAACAGUGCAACAACAACGGGCAGUCGCACAAUUACUGAAUGAUUUUGUGGCACCAGUGGAUAUACCACCAUUUCGGGCUUCCAUUAAAGAUGGUUACGCAAUGAAAUCUACAGGUUUUUCGGGUACCAAGAAAGUACUCGGCUAUAUUUCAGCAGGCGAUGAGGUCAUAGUGCACGAUCUGGAAGAGGACGAAUGUUAUAAGAUAAACACAGGUGCACCAGUGCCACAUUACGCCGAUUGCAUCGUCCAAGUAGAAGAUACAAAAUUGCUAAAGCGAAAAAAGACGGGCGAAGAAGAUUUAGUUGAGAUUUUGGUUGAACCACAGGCGAACUUGGAUAUACGUCCCAUUGGUACUGAUCUUCGUAAAGGCAGCAAACUCUUUCCCUCUGCCGAUCAUUCAGCCGUGGUAAUCAAAUCCAUACUCUCAUCGGUGGGCAAACAUUUGACUGGUGUGCGCAAGCCAAAAGUUGGCAUUAUCUCCACCGGCAGUGAAUUGCUGGCGCCAUCACAGCCUGAAGCAAAGGGUAAAAUUUACGAUUCCAAUACAACAAUGCUCGAGGAGCUGCUGCAAUAUUUUGGUUUUGAAUGCGCACAAAAGGUGGUGCUGAGUGAUGACUUUGAAAUCGUUAAAGGAAAAAUCGAGGAAUUAUUCAAAAGUGUGGACUUCAUCAUCUGCAGUGGCGGCGUAUCAAUGGGUGAUAAGGACUAUAUCAAGCCGGCGCUGCAGGCUUUGGGUUUCACGCUCAAUUUCGGACGCGUUAACAUGAAGCCAGGCAAACCAAUGACCUUCGCCUCCAAGCAAGAUCAUUACUUCUUUGGUCUGCCCGGUAAUCCAGUUUCCGCGUUCGUCACGUUUCAUUUGUUUGUUUUGCCGGCAAUACGUUGGUUUGCCGGCUGGGAGCGUGAUAAGUGCGAGUUGGCGUCAUUGCCGAUAACUCUACAAAACGAGAGCAUUGCACUCGACCCGCGCCCGGAAUAUGUACGCGCUUCCGUGACGAGCAAAAACGGUCGCUUAUACGCCUCGGUCAAUGGCAGUCAAAUGAGCAGUCGCUUGCAGAGCAUAGUCGGCGCUGAUGUAUUGGUCCACCUGCCUGGGCGCACAUCGGAUAAGCCGUGCGCCGUCGCGGGCGAUGUGUACCGCGCUUCGGUGUUGCGCUAUGAUUUUAUCUCGAAAUACGAAUAGAAGUGCGUACAAAAUGUACUCACUCACAUGCAAAUGCAUGUAUGCACAACAUUUCCUACUGGGUGUGGCCUUUUUGCACUUUCAAAUAUUAUUUUAGUAAAAUAAAGUUAUAAAGUAAAACAAAAAAAAAA
Molecule: messenger RNA, 2149 nt
Organism: Ceratitis capitata (Mediterranean fruit fly)
Lineage: Eukaryota; Metazoa; Arthropoda; Insecta; Diptera; Tephritidae
Gene: cin
Product: molybdenum cofactor synthesis protein cinnamon
Exons: 8
Coding region: 186-2018 (610 amino acids)
Biological process (GO): postsynaptic neurotransmitter receptor diffusion trapping; gamma-aminobutyric acid receptor clustering; glycine receptor clustering
Cellular component (GO): dendrite; cytoplasm; cytosol
Molecular function (GO): molybdopterin molybdotransferase activity
Source: RefSeq, a predicted model, not a curated record